GGGGCCACGGGGUAGAGGAAGGGCCGCGGAGGUGGCGCGAGGGUGCCUCAGAUACCACCGCAGCCGCGGCCACUCCCUUAGACUUUGGCCUCGCGAAGACUGGGGGCGCUGUGCCUCCGCCUCAUAAAAAGCGCAGGGCAGGGCCGGCGCGCCAAGCCGGGGAGGCUGUGCCGGGCCCCUGGAGUACGCGCCAGCCCGCGCCCCAACCUGUUGCUGCGGCUGUGGCUGCGCUGCGGGCGCGCCCGGGUCCCGCUGGCCGACGGCCGCCGCGAUGGGCCGCUACUCUGGCAAGACGUGCCGGCUACUCUUUAUGCUCGUGCUCACCGUGGGCUUCUUUGUGGCCGAGCUGGUGUCGGGCUACCUGGGCAACUCCAUCGCGCUGCUGUCCGACUCCUUCAACAUGCUCUCCGACUUGAUCUCGCUGUGUGUGGGCCUGGGCUCCGGCUACAUCGCCCGGCGCCAGCGCCGGGGCCUCGGCGCCACUUACGGCUACGCGCGCGCCGAGGUGGUGGGCGCGCUGAGCAACGCCGUCUUCCUCACCGCGCUCUGCUUCACCAUCUUCGUGGAGGCCGUGCUGCGCCUCGCCCGGCCCGAGCGUAUCGAUGACCCAAAGCUGGUGCUCAUCGUCGGCGCCCUGGGACUGGCGGUCAACGUGGUGGGGCUGCUCAUCUUCCAGGACUGCGCCUCCUGGUUCGCCUGCUGCGUCCGGAGGCGCCGGGGCCGCCCGCGGCCGCCGCUAGCCGAGGGUGUCACUCGCGAUGCUUUAGGGGGGCCCCAGGGCGCCGAGGGCCCACGACACGCGGCGACCCCAACAGCCCCCAGCUUGGACUCGGCUCUGACUCUCCGGGGGGCCUCGGUCGACAGGAAGCAGGAGAAAGGGGCGACCGUGUUCUCCAACGUAGCAGGUGAUGGCCUGAAUACCCAGAAUGAGCCUGAGGAGACUGUGAAAAAGGAAAAAAAGUCCGAAGCCCUGAAUAUCAGAGGUGUUCUUUUGCACGUGAUGGGAGAUGCCCUAGGGUCUGUGAUUGUGGUCAUCACAGCCAUCAUAUUCUAUGUACGUCCCCUGCAACCUGAGGUCCCGUGUAACUGGCAGUGCUACAUUGAUCCCAGCCUGACUGUUGUCAUGGUCAUCAUCAUUUUGUCAUCUGCCUUCCCAUUGAUCAAGGAGACCGCUGCCAUUCUGCUGCAGAUGGUCCCCAAAGGAGUGAACAUGGAGGAGCUGAUGAGUAAACUCUCUGCUGUGCCUGGAAUCAGCAGUGUGCACGAAGUGCACAUCUGGGAACUUGUAAGUGGAAAGAUCAUUGCCACCCUGCACAUCAAGUAUCAGAAAGAUAAGGGUUAUGAGGACACCAGCACAAACAUUCGAGAAAUCUUCCACAAUGCAGGUAUCCACAAUGUGACCAUCCAGUUUGAAGAUGUGGAUUUGAAGGAUGCCUUGGAGCAGAAGGACUUACUGUUGCUCUGCAGCUCACCCUGCAUCUCCAAGCACUGUGCUAAGAAGCUGUGCUGUCCCCCCGGGGCACUGCCUCUGGCCCAUGUCAAUGGCUGUGCUGAGCAGAAUGGUGGUCCCCCUCUGGAGACGUACAGAAUUAGAAGAGACCAAGCAGAAGUGGCUAUUGAUGUGUCUUUGGAUGGCUAUCUGAGCAACCACGGACAAGCUCCUAACAAAACUCAGGAGGACCAACUCUAUGAAAACAGCACACAUUUUUAAUCUGGUACUCACAUAAUCGGACUCUGUAGACAAAGCACUCUGGGAUCUUAACCAGCUUGGCUGUGCAAAGAGCUUUGUGGGUUGUGGGGUCAGACCAAACUCAGACUAUGUGCUCUCCAUGUUCCAUAGAGAUUGGCUGUUUGGGGUAGGAGCUUUAAGUAUCUGUUAACUUUUAUGUGACUGAUGACUGUUUUACUCUGAGUAUCUCAUGCUGCUCUUUAAAAGGCAGUUUUAGGUUGAAUAUGACUUUUCUAAACCAAACUGCUCUAGUGUGUCUAUAAAGGACAUCAAAGGCUAGGACUCAAUCACUGUGGAUGCAGGAUUCAAAAUAGUUUUUGUUUUUAAACUCAUUAGAACUUCUAGCUGACUCCCAAGAGAGCUUAGAGCCUAGGUACACUGUAAAAACUGAAGUGCCAUGAUAGGUGUAUUUUCCCCAUUCCUCUCGAAGAUUAUAAAAGAGGAAAGUUAAGUAUUUCUGGCAUGGCCGAAAUUUUUUUUUUCUUUGAUUCAUUUUUGAAUAAAUGUAAAAUUUCUACCUGUUUAGGUGGAAAAUGUUCUCAGAACAUUAAGGGAGGCAGCACUUAGUGGAGUGGGGGCGGAAAAUUGGUGUUAGACCAUCUCUUCAUUUUGUGAAGUGAGAGAAAGCUAGGUGUUUACUUUCUGCUGUGAACUGAACCAUAGCUGUGGGUGUUUCACAGGUUCAGAUGUGUAAAUAUGUGUACAUCUUUUUCACUUAGAAGUUUUGGACUAUUUCUACUUCCUUCCAAGUGACACAAAUGCUUACUUACUGUCUUUUAGAGUCCGUCUACUUGGGACUGUUUCAUUGCUUUGAUGAUGAUUUACUUAUUUGUCCAAAUUUCCUUUGAGUCGUCUUGUAUUUGAUCACAUUGAUCUAGAUAGCAUCUACCAGGGGAAAAUGUGGAUAGAAUAUAUGACAUUUUCUUCCAGAUAAAUAAGCUAGAUAGGCUUCUCAUUAAUUAGACAUAUUUUAAAUAUUUAUUAUAUUUGCCAACUAGUAGCUCGAUGGCAAAGUUGAUGUCUGAGGAAGAAAAUGAAAAUUUUUAGUUGCUGCUUUCAAUGUGUUUUGAUGAGCUUAGCAUUUUCUUUUAUGUCUGUAAUACAGAUAAGUUUAUUAUAAUCUGAUUCUGACCUAUAACCAAACUACGUUAGUAGUAGAGAAGCAUCUGUCAUGUAUUUAACACAUUGUUUAGGCAUCAGUAUUUAAAUCAAAGCAGGCUCAUAGGUAUAAGAACAUAGGAAGUACCACCGGGGAAAUGGUAUCUUUGAUAAUUUGCAAAAUUGACUGGAAACAAUCUUGUCUUAGGCUGUAAUAUUUGAGUCCUGAACAGAAUCUGCCCAGGAUACAUCAGAAAUACUGCAUUGAUAACAGAGCAUCCUCAUUGAGCAUAAGCAUCACUUGAAAAAUUUAUCUUAGCCUUAAAUAUGAAGGCUGAAAUACAUAAGCAGCUGUGAUUACUAGAAUAGAAAAUUCUUUAUUUGAAAAUCCAUUAUCUGAGAGCAAACUGGCCAUGGAUUAGGUAAAUAGAAAAAUGCCUAAAAAUGUUCUUAUGUCUUGAAAUUUACUGAGCUAGGUUAUAUGCACUUUAUAAGGUAAAACAGGGGUAAAAAGUAAGGAGGACAACAUUUCAAUUUUUUGUGUUAAAAGUAUGGCAUGUACUAACACAAACCAGAAGAUUCUGGAAGAAACUCACUGUAGUCAUAUGUGGGCCAAGUUUUCCUGCAGAAAUAUUACUUGAGAUGCCUUAUUCUGAGCAAAAGAAGAAAUCUCACCUCUUGUUCCAAACUUGAAGGUCUAAUUUGAUUUCACAUCAUUCUUCUUUUAUUGAAAGGGAGAAGUUGUAAUUUCAGAGUUUUUGUGCAGCUGGCUAAAGGAAUGCCUUUGGUUUGCAUCCACACAAUGUUCUUUAAUUAAUCUCUUAAGUAUUUUUUUUUUCUGGAAAGGAAAAGCCAUUUAAUUCCAAUAUAAUUAAAUCUAACCUCAGAACAGGAAUCUUGAUUGGUGCUUAAAAAUAUAUUGAAAGAUGGACUACAGUCCAUGCAGAAUGAUACCUUCUUAAGACAGUUUGGCUGAGUACAUUUAACAGUGUCCAAACAAGCUGAGUAAGUGCAAUAUUUUUGUGCAUUUGCCAUCCCCAGCACCAUGAUGCCCACUGCUAGGGUAUUUUUACUUGGGUUUUACUCUCUCUUUAGUUGUCCUGCCUUUUAAUUCUCCCAAGGAAGUUGUGAGAGUUCUUUUUCCCCCUUUGAAUCAGCCCUGCUGAUUGGGAAUAGCAUCUGGCCAAUAGCAGAUUUGAAAUAAGACUGUUUUUCUUUGAGAUUAGAAAAAUACUGCUACCCAAUUGGUAUUCCUGUAUGUUUAGUUUAGUUUCAGAAAACUCUUCUUUUUUUUUUUUAAACCAGUAAAUAAUUUUUAAAAAGUCAGUUACAUCCUUCUGUGUGUCAGGUCAGGAGCAGUUUUCCUGUAUGUUAAUAAGGCCUUCUACCAUUCCAGCACUUUCCACCGCCCACCUGCCCUUCAAUUUCUAUAGGAAGAGUCCUUUUGACAUUAUUUCAAAACCAGCUAUAGGAAGUAUUAUGUCUGUUUCAUUUUCCAACUUCCAAUUUUGUUUUUGAAAAUAAAAGUUGAUUUUUUUUUCAUAUUGGGCCAUUAUGAAUAUCUACAAGGCUACCGGUCUUCUUGGUUGACAGAAAAAAAAAAAUCCUUCUAACUUUUUGAUAAACUAUCAAUUAAAAAAAACCCAUUACUUGAGCAAGAAUUAAAACUAUCCCCCAAAUACAGUGGUUUAUUUUUUGGUUUAUUUAUUUUUUUGCCACCGACUGAGCAUACAAGUAUGGCAGUAGAACAGGACCCCUGAAGUUCAAUAGGAAUACAUGCUUUGACUGUCAAGUGAUUAACGGUAAAUCAUUGAGAUGGAUCUUGGAUUGUAAUAUAAGGCAGCUGCCCUGUGUAGGUAGUGAGAGAUUUUGUUGUGUGUAAACAAGGCUUUCUCAAUCUUGAGAAAUCUCUCUCAAGGUUUCUCACUUCUGACACUUUGAACUGGAUCAUUUUGACGUGAGGCAGGCUGAGUAUCAUGGGACGUUUAACAGUAUCCUGGCUUCUAUCAAUAUCAUAGUCACAAGUGUCUCCAGGCAUUGCCACACAUUCCCUGGGGCAACAUUACCCCUAGUGCAGAACCCCUAGCUAGAACCAACGGUAGUUUAGGGAUGUUGUUGAUGACAACCCCUCCACAGCCCAAUAGUCCUUCUAAUAUUAUGCAUUCUGUAUAAGUCAUUCUAUUAAAACAAUAUUUUUAAAGACCAGAUAAAAUAAUGUAUAAAAAUUACAAUUAUCUCUACAUAGGACAUUUUGUCAUUUAGAGAAAAAAUAAAAUUUAGAAAAAAGCCUUUCCAAAUCUUGUUACACAGAUAAAUCAUUAUGAUAGAGAAGGAAAUGAAGGAAAAAAUAUUUGCUCUCACUAUCCUGUAAAAUGAUGAUCUCUUCAAGUCAUGAGUAGCCCAAUUUGAUGAGUCCAUUACUACAUGAGAAUGGAUAAUACCUGCAAAAUUGUUUUUGGGGAUUAAGAUGUUUAGUUUUCCUUUAUGUUUAAAAUGGUCACUUUAAAACUUGAUGAUGUUUCUUGUUACUAGUUCCUGGUAAGCAGCUCAUGAUAGUGCUAAUGACAAGUUCAGACAUUAAAAAAAUUCUUUAUUGUUUAUAACUAACUUAAUCCAUUGCUAAAUUAGAUCCAUUGUCUUCAAGAGGGCACAAUACAUUCCCUAAUCCUUAAAGAUCUUUUAAGGCAUUUUUGUACUCUUGCAGUUAAAGACUACAAUAAAGACUAUUUUAGGAUGAGUAUUACAUGAGGAUCACAUGCCCUGAUUUGGAUUGGAUUUCAAAUCUAGAUUAAUGAUCGUUGACUGUAUGGCUCUUCUGUAACUCUACAUUUUACCUGACAAAGAGUUGCCUUUUUGUGCUUCGGAGUGUAUUUAUAUCUGAGAGGCCACAGGCUGGAAUGAGGUUUUUGAACCUACAAACCUGUGUCCAGUGGAACCUGCAUCCGACCAUAAUCCUCAAUGAAAUCUAAAUGUUCUUUUGAGUUUGGAGUUGAGCUGAUGCAAAGGAGUCUUUUUCUGGCACUUCUCAUCUUAGGUAUUUUAUUCCAGACUCUUUUGUUUACAAGGAACUAUCUUGAAUAUUUGCUAGAUAAUCAACCAACACCUCUCUGUAGAAAGCCAGGUCAGAGAACUUGAACCUGCUCUGAAUGCUAAUGAGAACAAUUUGGAAAGGAUGAUUUUUAAGAGAAAGUUAUCCCUUCCUGGAGGUCUGAAGUUAUGUUACAGUAUUGUGGAGUUUUGUUGCUUAAAAUCCUUUUGCCUUCCAAGGUGGUUUUGCCAAAGUGUAGUAAGUGUAAUCUUCACGUUUGGGGGAAUUGUUAAAAUUUAAGAUAUAAAAUUAAAAUAACUCAUUACUGAUUGCUCGUGAGUCCCCCAAUGGUGUAUGUGCAUUUGCAUACCUUUAAAAAGAAAGAUGUUCCAUGGUGCUGUAAAUACAAACUUUUUAACAAAUAAAUAUGACCAAGAUAUAUUGGUGUAAAUUAAAUAGAUAACCCAAAGUACCUGGACUCUUUUUGUGUUUGUCACUUGCUCUGCUAAAUCUAUUACUCAGUGACACCACUGACUGGUUUUAAUGAUUCAGGCAGGGACCCAAGCAGCACUUGAGCCAUUUUCUGCUGGCUUCCAAAUCUAGGUUACAGGAAAGUGCUCAACAGAGAUUUUACUACAAAAGUGGGUAUAUGCUAUGAAGUAUAUACUGUGACGUUUAAGGUUUAAACAUUCUGGUUCUGGGAUCUGUUUGAUUUCAAAUCAAACAUGUUAGGUCAUUGGUCUUUUGAUGUGCUUUGUCAAAGAAUA
This is a messenger RNA of Lepus europaeus (European hare), 6622 nucleotides long. It is a transcript of the gene SLC30A10, whose product is annotated as solute carrier family 30 member 10. The record is from RefSeq and is a predicted model, not a curated record. The transcript has 4 exons. Gene Ontology annotation, cellular component: membrane. Lineage: Eukaryota; Metazoa; Chordata; Mammalia; Lagomorpha; Leporidae. Bases 272 to 1711 code for a protein of 479 amino acids. Gene Ontology annotation, molecular function: zinc ion transmembrane transporter activity. Gene Ontology annotation, biological process: zinc ion transmembrane transport; detoxification of zinc ion; manganese ion transport.